This is a messenger RNA of Thermothielavioides terrestris NRRL 8126, 2058 nucleotides long. RefSeq lists its product as uncharacterized. Bases 1 to 2058 code for a protein of 685 amino acids. The record is from RefSeq and is a predicted model, not a curated record. NCBI's taxonomy places the organism in Eukaryota, Fungi, Ascomycota, Sordariomycetes, Sordariales, Chaetomiaceae. The transcript has a single exon.
AUGUCAUCAAUUCAAAACUUCGCAUACAGCCCCUUGCCGGGCCCUUUCUCGAUCCGCCUCCUCGAGCUGCUCCCGCCGUCCGACUCAGAUCCGGAUCAGCUCGAAUGCCGCCUCGAAACCCAUCUUAACCGGGAAGAAGCCCCAGCUUACGAAGCCCUGAGCUAUGUUUGGGGCGACGCCACCAAAGAGAAAGCCGUCCUCUGCAACGGCCGCGCCCUCGGCAUCACGGCCAGUCUAGAGCGUGCCCUCCGUCGUCUGCGCCUCCGACAGCCCCGGACGCUUUGGAUUGACCAGUUGUGCAUCAACCAGGAUGACCCAGCUGAGCGCGCUCACCAGGUCGGCUUGAUGCGCGACAUCUACUCGAGCGCGCAGCGCGUCGUCAUCUGGGCCGGCCCUGACCCGGAACGCAGUGCCGUUGCGGCCGCCCAGCUCCUCCGAAAUUGCAGCGAGCUACACGAGGAAGGCUCGGGACUCGCGCGCAAUCAGUGCUUUCCCAGUGACUCGGUACUGGCCCAGAUGGGUUUGCCUCCCAAGUCAUCAGCCGCGUGGUUGCAUCUCCAGUCCUUGCUCACGUUGCCCUACUUUGAGCGCCUCUGGGUCCUCCAGGAGACACGGGUGGCCCGUUCUGCCACCUUCAUAUGGGGCGAUACAGAGAUCCCCUGGAACGACAUCGCGAGGGGCUGUUUGUUUGCCUUAUACAACGGCUUCCACAUCCCCAGCCAGGACUUCAAGGAGAUCGGGUUCAGGCUCCUCCUCGGCCAGCCGAUCGUCCAUGCCCUGCCCAACGACCCUGUACGCUCGUGGGAGGACCUGCUCCACAUCACUCUCAGCUUCAGAACCAGCGACCCCCGCGACAAGUUCUUUGCGCUGAGCGGGCUUGUCCGCGACAGCUCGGCCGUGACGGUGGACUACAGCGCGCCCACAAACGAGGUUUAUGCGCAGGCAGUCCGCAGCAUCAUCCGCUCUUCUCAGACCCUCCACAUUCUCUCGCUCGGCGGCCUCAGACCCGAGGGCUGCCUCUACGACGAGCCGUACUGGACAUUAAACAACGGAUACGGCGAGAUGUCCAUCCCGGCGUCCUUCCCGGGCACAGUGUUCACCCCCGCGCGCGAGUCCAAACCGGACCUCCGACAGACCGCCGACUGGCGGGUCCUCUCGCUCAAGGGCGUCCAACUAGCCACACUAGAGACAGUCGGACCGCUCCUGGAAGAGGACGUCUACCCCGAAUCAUCAUCAUCACCAUCGUUUUCUUCUUCAUGGAGGCCCCACGACGCAUGGUGGUUCGGCGAUAGGAUCGUCCAGUCCUUCAAGCUACUCAAGGCGAACCACGACAAGAUCGCCGCCAAGUACAAGUUCCCCCUUCCCGUGCAGUCAAGCAACCUCGUGCGGCUCUUCGCCUCGACGCUGGCCUUCGGCUGCAGAGUGCUGAGCAACUCCGGCUGGAUGGCGCGGCUGUCCUUUCUGGGUGUCGACGGCAGCCACACCGGCCUGCUGCUGAGCCUGCUCUGGGGCACCGUGCUGUCGCGGCUGGUCGAUGGCGGCGUGGACCCAGACGGGAAUCGUAUGCGCUGCCCUCGGGACCUGAUGGAACUUGCCGAGCCGGCCGCCGCAGUGCUGUCCGCCGCGGAACGCGCGCCGCCGCCGGGCGGCAGAGGUUUGGGGCAGCGGGUCUAUGACGCGAUCGCGGCACAGAUGCGCAGCGUCCACGCCGGGACGGGGGCGGAGGAUCGGGCAGCCAGGGCCGCGGUGGCGCUCACGGAGCUCUUCAGCCCGGCGGAGUUUUCCGAGGGCAAGCUGUUUCGCGACUGGGCGCUUUCCUGGAGGAAGGUGUUUAUUGCGCAGGACGGGGCGGUUGGGCUCGGGCCAUGGUGGAUGGAGCCCGGGGAUAUGGUUGUGGCGCUGUUUGGGGGGCCGAUACUGUACGGGCUGCGGCCGACGGACACGCCCGGCGAGUACCUGUUCUUGGGCGAGUGCUACCUCCAUGGGUUCAUGCACGGCGAGGCGAUGGACCUCCUCGAGAGGGGCGAGGUCGAGGCGCGGUACUUUGAUCUGAGGUAG